Aspergillus welwitschiae is the source of this 876-nucleotide messenger RNA. RefSeq names its product class I SAM-dependent methyltransferase. Bases 1 to 876 code for a protein of 291 amino acids. The transcript has 2 exons. Lineage: Eukaryota; Fungi; Ascomycota; Eurotiomycetes; Eurotiales; Aspergillaceae. The record is from RefSeq and is a predicted model, not a curated record.
AUGUCCAACACCAUCACAACCACCACCACCAAGCCAGCCUGGUACGAAACCAGCGUCACGGCCAUCGACCCCGCUGCGCAGUCAAUGCUAGAGAAUUACAGCGGACUCACACCCGAAGAGAUCAUUCCCCAUGUCUUAGCCCUGCGAGAUGAAGCCUUCCGCAUCUUUCCCUACCCCUGCAUCGGUCAAAUGCGCUUCCUAAGCUGCCACCUCUCCUGCCUCCCCUUCUACCCACGGGUCCUGUCCCGCCUGCGCGCCUCCCCAGACAACGGCUUCCUCGACGCCGGCUGCUGCGUCGGCCAAGAGCUCCGACACUUAGUCUACGCGGCCUCGAUCCCGCCCUCGCAGUUAUACGGCUUCGAUCUAGAACCCGGGUUCUUCGAGCUCGGGUAUAAGCUCUUCCGAGACAAUGCCGACUCGUUCCCCGCUACAUUUGUGGGCGCGGAUCUAGGUGUGUCGCACGAGGAGUGGGAGACGAGCGAGAUUGUGGGGACGAUGAAGGGGAAGAUUGAUGUUGUUUGGGCCAGCUCGUUGCUGCAUUUCUGGGAUUAUGAGGGGCAGGUGCGUGGUGUGAAACGGUUGAUUGGGUUGACGAGGGGGCAGAUUGGGACGGUGGUUUGUGGGAGGCAGAUGGGGAGUACGGUAGCCGGGGUGUAUGAUUUGAAGGGGUUCACGGAGAAGACGAUGCUGCAUUAUAGACAUGAUGUGGGGAGUUUGCACGGGUUUUGGAAGGAGGUUGGGGAGAAGUUGGGGAUGAAGUGGGAGGUGCAGGCGGAGUUGGAGGUCGGGGAGACGACGCUGAAAAUGAGGAAUAAGGCAAGUUUUGUGGAUGAUAAUGCCAGGAUUAUUUGGUGGUGUGCUACGAGGGUGGAGUGA